UUCGAAGAUUCUUGUUAGGUUCAAAAUUUGUCAUCAUCACCUUGGAAUCUAUUCAGGCCAGAUUAUGAAGUCUCCACCACAGAAGAAACGGUAAUGACUGAGACAAUGGAGAUCUCGCUGGGCCAGUGGCUCCUUAUCCUCUUCCUGGUGGCUGUCCCACUUCUGUACGAAUGGAGUGCCACCUUCAAGUAUUUCUGUAAGAUGGCCUUCUACAACGGCUACAUCCUCUUCCUGGCUGUCUUGGUCAUUCCUAUCUGCGCGGUCCGUGGCCGCAAUGUGGAGAAUAUGAAGAUAAUACGAUUCAUGAUGCUCCACGUGAAAUAUCUGUAUGGGAUCAAGAUUGAUGUGCGGGGGACUGAGAACUUCAACAUCAAGGAGCCGUACGUGGUGGUGUCCAACCACCAGAGCUCCCUCGACUUGCUCGGGUUAAUGGAGGUGCUGCCAGAUCGGUGCGUGCCCAUUGCCAAGAAGGAGCUGAUGUACAUGGGCACGGUGGGAUUGGCGUGCUGGCUGGGAGGCAUCAUUUUUAUCAACCGCAAGAAAACCGACGAUGCCAUCAGCGUCAUGUCUGAGGCUGCCCAAACUAUGUUGAACAAAGAUGUUCGGGUCUGGGUGUUCCCCGAGGGUACCAGGAAUCACAACGGCUCCAUGCUGCCCUUCAAACGGGGCGCCUUCCAUUUGGCUGUGCAAGCCCAGGUUCCCCUCAUUCCUGUUGUUAUCUCGUCGUAUCGAGAUUUCUAUAGUAAGAAGGAUAGGCGCUUCACUACAGGGCGCUGCACGGUCCAGGUCUUGUCCUCGGUGCCCACAAAGGGGCUGGGCGUCGACGACGUGCCAGCCCUGACAGAUCGCGUGCGCCAAGCCAUGUUGGUUGCUUUCGAGGGGCUUUCAGCGGAGCUGGGUUCCCCACAGUGACCCCCGCCACCGCUUUCCCCCACCGUCUGACCCAGGAGCACUACAGGGUGAGCCUGGGAGCAGCUGGCACCCACAGGCAGUCGACAUAAAGGUGACGGGACCAAGACAGAAGAGGGCAGUGCUUCUCCCACGAGUGGAAUCGGAACCGGUUCUGGCAGGGGAGUGAUGGAAACAGCGCCCUGCAGCGAAGAAGGGAGACUUGAAAUGGGUGGGGAGGGGGCUGGACUCAGCCACACAUUUAAGGAGAUCUGGGAGCAGAGCAGAUCCAAGCCACCCUCGUUGCCCUCUUCACUUCUGGACCAGGGUUCUAACCCAGUUUUCUCCCCCAGGUAGGUGGUACAGUCCUGCCCCUGCCUCCUCCUCCUCCUCCCUGCUCCCCUGUUUUGUUCACAUGAACUGCUCCAUUGAAGCUUCUCGGACUCGGCAGUGCACUCCCCACUGGGGGAAGUUUUUUCCGGGCUGAACCACGGACCCCAAAGCAGCUGAGCCACCCCUUGAAUCCUGCAGAGGGAGCUGUGGACCAGGUUUAUCCUUGCUUCAAGGACUGGAGGAACCUUGGUGAACUUCAGAUUCAGGGCAAUGGGGCGGACUGGCGAUGCCCCACUGUUCGCGGAGCCUGUGCGUGUGAACUCUGGACCUGCAAGGAGUCUGUUCUCAACCGCCCGAGGAAGAAGCUGCUGACCAAUCCAUCAGAACCUGUGAUAGCGAAGGGUCAGGGCUGCUGAGCUCGUCAUGGACCGGAUCGUCUUCUUCCAGGGAGGGGGCUGGCAGGGAGGGAAAGGGAAGUAGAGAGAAAGGCGAUCUCUCUUUGACGCCUCAGUCCAACCAUGAGAAGGGAGCCCAAGGGAGCCUGUUUGGGGCACAUAGAGUCGCAUGGAUUGCCCUCGGUGCAGGUUGUUUUCAGGUGUGGUGUAGAGGGGAGGAAAAAGGGUGGAUCUGGGUGAGGGCAGGCAGAAAGCAGGACGUGGGAACUCCUGUUGCUUGUCUGCUGGGCCUGGAAGGUCUCUCCCUUUUCCCCUACUCGGUGUUGGGAAAAUACCCUAAGUCCCUCACCCUCCCCAAGGCAAGGAUGGCCUUAUCCUGUGAGUUGGACCAGUGCAGCCAGUCCCUGCUUGCCACAUGGAAAGUUGCAGGAAGGAGCACUGGCAUCUGUCUCCCCUCUCCAGCUGUGGAUGGGGGGUCCCAACUGAAAGGGCAGGAAGCCUUGAGAGGGGAGGGCAGGGGAAGGGAAGGGAAGGGCAAGCAGGCAGGGCUUGCCCCCAGGCCAAAUUAAGUGGUGGGGGUUGCAAAAAGCAGGGGGUUGUGGCCUCAGGCUGGGGCCUUUGGGCCAGGCGUUACGGGGCAGGGGAUGGCAUGAACGUGGUGGUGGUGGGGCUCCUGCACAUCCAAUAAAGCAGGGAGGGUGGCUGUCUGCAUGCCGAGAUGGACUGGGGAGGAUGUUUGCGAGCAAGUUUUUUGGGGAGAAGGGAGGAAGCCGUUGGCCCUUCCAGGGGCAGGGAGAGCUUGAGAGCCACGGGGGUGCCGGCUCAGGGAGGGCCAGGCUGAUUCGUGGGGUGGUGAGCCUUGCGGUUCCGCGAAAUACUCUGGGCACUUCUCCUCUUCUGCCUUUGGGUUUUCCCUGAAGAUUUCUGUCCUCUCCCCUGGACGGUUGGCGAUCCAAGGGGCUUUCUUUCCUCUUUCCAGAUGCCCUUUCUUGGGGUAGGAGAAAAGAGAGCCUCGAUCUGGGGAGGGAAGGGGGUGAUGAGUGAAGGGACAUUACCAAGUCCGUGUUUCCAAGACCUUCCUGCUUUUAAUAAAAACCGUCGAAGAUGA
This is a messenger RNA of Python bivittatus (Burmese python), 2724 nucleotides long. It is a transcript of the gene AGPAT1, whose product is annotated as 1-acylglycerol-3-phosphate O-acyltransferase 1. Gene Ontology annotation, cellular component: endoplasmic reticulum; membrane. NCBI's taxonomy places the organism in Eukaryota, Metazoa, Chordata, Lepidosauria, Squamata, Pythonidae. The record is from RefSeq and is a predicted model, not a curated record. Gene Ontology annotation, molecular function: 1-acylglycerol-3-phosphate O-acyltransferase activity. Gene Ontology annotation, biological process: phosphatidic acid biosynthetic process.